Messenger RNA from Cephus cinctus (wheat stem sawfly), 468 nucleotides. RefSeq lists its product as uncharacterized. The record is from RefSeq and is a predicted model, not a curated record. NCBI's taxonomy places the organism in Eukaryota, Metazoa, Arthropoda, Insecta, Hymenoptera, Cephidae.
GAAAUGCAAUCAAUCAAUCAAAAUUCAUCAGGAUGACGCGAACCGAAUUGGACAACUGUAAGAAAAUUAAGGAUCAAUACUUGUGUGAAGCAAGGUACCUCCUCUAAACCUAACACUUAUUACUGAUAACUAUGUACCAAAUACUGUAUCUAAUAACAAUAAUAUACAACCUAAGCUAAGAAAUCUCAUAAAAGACCCUAGCGAACUAAAUGCAUUAAGCAAGAAAAUAUCGGAAAUAGAAAAUGACUUAAAGGGGGAUAAUAUCGAUACCUUCGUAGAUAUCAUUUCAUCACCUAUCUCCUAUUCAAUAGGGACCAUUUUUUGUAUCACUAUUCUUAUACUAAUUAUAGUAAUUUAUUUCCUAAGAAAGAGGGCAAAUUUAACUACUUCCGGAGAAACUACUCCACCUAGUGUAAUAGUUAUCGGAAACUCUUCCCCAAAUCCAAAUCAAGUCACACCGUAAUUUAA